Molecule: messenger RNA, 1453 nt
Organism: Dunckerocampus dactyliophorus (ringed pipefish)
Lineage: Eukaryota; Metazoa; Chordata; Actinopteri; Syngnathiformes; Syngnathidae
Gene: eif4a3
Product: eukaryotic translation initiation factor 4A3
Exons: 12
Coding region: 124-1344 (406 amino acids)
Cellular component (GO): nucleolus; catalytic step 2 spliceosome
Molecular function (GO): mRNA binding; ATP binding; RNA helicase activity
Source: RefSeq, a predicted model, not a curated record
UAGCUUGCUGAUGACGCAUUCUCAGCGACACGCGCUCCGUUCUUCACGGUAUUAGCAGUAGCUACGCUGUGUCUUUUCGCUACUUUCUUUCCAACUUUUAGUGAACAAGUGGGAACAAGAGCGAUGUCUGCCGCCGUAGUACAGGGUCGGAAGAGGAUCCUGAAGGAUGAGGACAUGACCAAGGUGGAGUUUGAGACUAGCGAGGAGGUGGACGUCACCCCCACCUUCGACACCAUGGGCCUAAGGGAGGACCUACUCCGCGGCAUCUACGCUUACGGUUUUGAGAAGCCGUCAGCCAUUCAACAGAGAGCCAUCAAGCAGAUCAUCAAAGGCAGAGACGUCAUCGCCCAGUCUCAGUCUGGAACGGGAAAGACGGCCACCUUCUGUGUGUCAGUGCUGCAGUGCCUGGACACGCAGGUAAGAGAAACUCAGGCGUUGAUCCUCGCUCCAACUAGAGAACUCGCUGGACAGAUCCAGAAGGUGCUGCUGGCUCUGGGGGAUUACAUGAAUGUUCAGUGCCAUGCUUGCAUUGGUGGCACAAAUGUGGGUGAGGACAUCAGGAAGUUGGAUUUCGGUCAACAUGUAGUUUCUGGAACGCCGGGACGAGUUUUUGACAUGAUCCGUCGCAGGAGUCUUCGUACGAGAGCCAUCAAGAUGUUGGUGCUGGACGAGGCUGACGAGAUGCUCAACAAAGGGUUUAAGGAGCAGAUCUACGAUGUGUACCGCUACCUGCCCCCCGCCACUCAGGUGGUGCUGAUCAGUGCCACGCUGCCGCACGAAAUCCUGGAGAUGACCAACAAGUUCAUGACCGACCCCAUCCGCAUCCUGGUCAAACGUGACGAGUUGACUCUGGAAGGAAUCAAACAAUUCUUUGUGGCCGUGGAGAGAGAAGAGUGGAAGUUUGACACACUGUGUGACCUUUACGACACACUGACCAUCACACAGGCCGUCAUCUUCUGUAACACCAAGAGGAAGGUGGACUGGCUAACUGAGAAGAUGAGGGAGGCCAACUUCACAGUGUCGUCGAUGCAUGGUGAUAUGCCACAGAAGGAGCGCGAGUCCAUCAUGAAGGAGUUCCGAUCAGGAGCCAGUCGUGUGUUGAUCUCGACGGACGUUUGGGCUCGUGGUCUGGACGUUCCUCAAGUGUCCCUCAUCAUCAACUAUGACCUACCCAACAAUCGAGAGCUGUACAUCCACAGGAUCGGCCGAUCAGGUCGUUACGGCCGAAAGGGUGUGGCCAUCAACUUUGUGAAGAACGAUGAUAUCAGGAUCCUGCGGGACAUCGAGCAGUACUACUCCACCCAAAUUGACGAGAUGCCCAUGAACGUUGCUGACCUCAUCUGAUUUAAUGGCAGCCCCGUCCCUUCUAACUUUUUUUUGUGUGUCUUUUAGAGCAAACACUUUUUUGAUAGCUGUGAUAUUUUUUUGUAAAUAAAGUUCUUUUGGCUCCGCA